Molecule: messenger RNA, 5361 nt
Organism: Ambispora gerdemannii
Lineage: Eukaryota; Fungi; Glomeromycota; Glomeromycetes; Archaeosporales; Ambisporaceae
Source: the annotation of a GenBank genome assembly
AUGCAGCAGUCACAACAACAAGAAGCAGCGGCCGCAAAUGCAGCACAAGCUUCAUUAUUAUCAACUUCUUCGAACAUUUCCACAAACAUACCAUCAUCAGUAGCAUCAACAACCACUCCAUCGACAAACAUCAAUAAUAAUAAAACCAAAGCAAAAAAAACUUUUAGUCUCGGUUUUGAUAAAAUCUUAAAUUUUAUGGCCGCUCCGCUUUCUCCCUCGAACCCUGAACCGAAUGGUGGUUAUGGAGGAGGACUUGAUGGUUCUAGUGGCAUAGGAGGAGGGAAUUAUUGUUCAUGCAGGUGUUUUACAUGUAGUAAAGUAUCAAAUGGCUUAGGAGGUGGUGGUGGAUUUUUCGCUUCCUUAUAUCAUCAUAAACCUACCGCGUCGCCAUCUUUAGAUGAUCAAGAUGAAUCAUAUCUGAUUGAUACCAAUGCACCGCUUGAUAUUUAUGGACUUCGUUAUCUACUAUUAUUAGACAGAUUUUCGAGACAAGACGAUUAUCGUGAAUCAUUACAAUUACAUACUCAUUUACUUGGUAUUGCUUUAGCCACGCGAGUUUAUCAAUCAAUGAAUGCGUCUUACGCGCAUUUACACGAUCUGUUUAAGAACGAACAGCGUGCAGAAUUCGCCGCUGCAUAUAACUAUUUACAAGAUAGACAAGAUGUCAUUCUUGAAUACGCGCUUGCUGCUCCACAACCAAAAUCUAGUUUUUUGGAUUAUAUUAGUUUUAAAUGUAGCAAGACAGUGUUGGCAUUCGUUUCUUUUGUGAGACAGAACCCAGAGCUUGUGGCCAGCGCAUUUCAACAAAUGUCGCCACCGGAUUUGGACAAUUUAUCAAUCACCGAAAAAUUUACAUUGUCAAAUAAUAACAGUAAUAGCCGACAGAAUAUCCCGAAUAUUAAUCAAUUAGAUAUAGUUGAUCUAUUGCUCAAGGGAAUCUUUGGGCCAUCUACCUUUCCGCAGGAGGAUCGAUUACGAUUAAACAUGUGGACGGCGAUUUUUGUGAAACUCAUCACAGAUAAGAAAGGUGAAAAAUUUUUAUUGGAUGUAUUGGAUAGAUAUGUACAUUUGUCACCCUGGACCGCAAAGCGAGCAUUUGAAAUGCAAUUAAUGAAGAUAUUGCAACAAGGUGAUCUUUUACUCGAAAGUGCAACGAAUGAACAGAUCCCAAAGGAUGAAUCUUAUACUGCAUUCUCAUUGCCAUUCUUUGGGAUACUUGGGGGUAAUAACAACAAUGGUAAUACAUCAAUGAACAAUGCUACUUCUCGAAUUUCUAACAUUGAAAAGUACCUUGAUAAUGCGUGCAUAGGAUUACUUCAAGUUUUAGAUCGUGAAGAUGUAAUUCCGGCACGUGUCUUGAUUUUAUCGAGAACUAUAUUGAAUCAAGUUCCGGAGGAAUCACGUCGUCAUGCCAGCGUAUUUUUAAUAGUGCAAUGGUUCUUUCAUCGUUUUAUUGGACGGGCUAUUACUUACCCAGAGCAUUAUGGAAUGUUUGAAGAGUACUAUGUCUCGGAGACUCAACGAAGACAUAUUUUAUUCAUGAUACAGCAAAGAUUGUAUCGUUAUAUCACUGGAAUAACAGAUGCCGUUCCCGAGUGGGCGCGUAAGGAAAUCCGUAUCGACGAAAAAAUAAAAAAAUUAGUGGAAAAAAUAGUUACGAGGUUUUCCAACGAUACAAAUUAUCCGGAAACAAAUGAAAAACCAUCAUCAAUACCACAGAUGGCAACUCCUGCUUUAAAAUCAGCAGCUGGAACACCUUACCCUUCUAUAUCACAGUAUCCUUCCACAAUUACCCCGAAUUUAUUGCUAUGUCCAUCCGAUCUUACGACACUAUUUUACUUCCUGUGUCCGCGAUAUCGUCCUCAGCAGCGUGUGUCAAGACCAAACAUGUCUCCAAAAAUUUCUAAAUGGAAUAACGGAAGUGCAUACCAAUCGCGUACAAAUUCACCUCGUCCUUCUUCCAUAUUAAGUUUGGCAUUGGAUGAAAAAAUAUCUGCUGCUUCUUCACUUUUUUUCCCAACAAACAGUGAUACAAGUUCAGUAUCUUCUAGCUCGAGUGCUGAAUCUUCGUGUAUUACUGAUGUGCAGAUGAUGGCAUCACCUAAUGGCUUGAAUAUUAACAACUCGGAACAAAAUCACAGUCCCAUACAUCGAAGCAGCCAUUCACGAACUUCGAGUUUAGUUGAUGACAAUGAACCAAUACCACAAAUCUACGAAGAUAUGAAAAAAACUAUCGAUGAAAUUACAAAACAUUCUGGAUCUAAGCCUAAUGCGCAUCCUUCUGCUGAACCGUGGGCUUUGUUAUAUGUUUCACGUGAUGGCACUGAAAUUUUACUGUCGCAUCCUUCAUUAGCAAUAGACACAUCCCAGAGUAACCAAUUGACGGUGACUACACCUAUCGUUCGGGGCCAUUUAGGCACAUAUGGAAGUAGUGGUGAACUUUCUGAUCUAGAAUUGGAUAUGCAAUUUGAUGACGGAGACGAAUUGAACGAACUACUGACCGAAGAAGUAAGAACAAUAGGGCGAGCUUUAUUUCGCAUUCUUAGAGAAUAUGAUUUUGUCGAAGAAUUAUCCACAUCACCAAAUACCAAAUCAGCAAAAACAUUUCAUUUCACGAGAAAAAUUCAUGGAAAUUCACCGACCACUAUUACAAUUUCAUCACUUCUUUCUAAAGCAAUUCAAACUGCACAAUCACACAGAGAUUAUGCUGCUGCACUUGCAUAUCAUCAAGCGCUUACUUUACUAUUGCAUCAGCCACGUCAUCUUACUCACAACAAUGCUGCGGGUCUUAUUGCACUUUUAGCUACACCUUUACGACGUGCUCAGUCCCGUCGGCAUAUGCGACAUCAAAAACGACGACAUUGGGCUGUAUAUGCACAUGAAGUUCACAUACGACUAGUUCAAUGUUUAUCUCAAAAACGUGAUAUGUUGUCCUCUUUAAGGUUGCGAAUGUGGUACACGUCGGAAAUUCGAACAUCGAAAAUUCUGGAAAAAUCAAAGAUUAAUUUGAAUGAAAUUUCCUUACCAUCCAACAAACUUUCAAAAUGCAUGAAAAAAUCGAAUUCUUCUGGAGUUGCAAAUAAUAAACAUAAAACAACCUCAAAGGCAUUUGAAGAAUGGCCACCGCCAUUGUCCGAACACGAUUCAGAAGUUGUGUCGCGAUGGUUGCAUGAAACUGGCGUAUAUAAUUUCAUCCCUUGUGAAGAAAGAUUUCAUCGUUAUUGCAUAGAGAUUAAUGCAAUUCGCGCUAAUAUAAUGCAGACAAUGUUAUGGACUAGUGAUUUGUUUCGAAAGGAGGCAAUGGCUUUCAAGAUGGGAUACUUUAUCAAUAGAGAGGAAAGAGAAAAGAAUAAAAGAUAUAGCGGACUGCAUUAUCAACUUUUUAACAAUAAUCCGGUUAAUUAUCAAUAUGCAUAUCAUGGCGGGGAAGCAAUACGGCGACAGAAUAGUCUUGGAGAUGUUUUUAGUUUAAAUACGCCCAAACGAGAGCGACGCGGAAGUGUUGCAACAGUUGGGAGUGGACCGACAGUGGCCAGUGGACUGGGUACUUUAUUAAAUAGGAGUAUACCUAGACGGAGUAGUAGUAGUAAUCUUGGAUUAAGUUCGGCCAAUUUGUAUAAUGUAAUCGAAGGUCAGACUACUGAUACUACUACUCCUCAACUGAAUCGAGGAUUAAGAGAGCAUUUAAUUGAUGGACUAUUGCCUUCUUAUGAACUUUAUACUCCUCCAAUGAAUUUACCACCAUCUUUUCUAAUUGGUGCUAAGAGAAAUCGGGAGGUCUCAAUUGGCGGAGAUUCUGGAAGAUCAUCCUUUAGUUCCACAUCAUCGACUAUGGAUGAAUUUACUUUACAAACACAAUUGAAACUGACUGGACUUUUACUAAGUGAAUUCGGAAAAGCUUGGUAUGGUGGUUGUGAGACAGAUGAAUGGUUCGAAGAGUUUAUUGAUGAUAUUGGUACACCAAAAGAAGUUAUUGUUGGACAACUAAAGAAUGGAAUAUUGAUUAAAGGAAAAGAUGAGGAUGAAGAUGAAGAUGUUUUAGGAGGAAAAGGCAUUGAUAUUCCAAAGCUUCCAUCUAAAAAUUUCGAAUCAUUGACUACUCAAAUCGCAAAUCUUGAUCUAUCAACUCCAGAUAUCCCGAUAGCAUCAGAAGUUUCAAUAACUGAAACUGAAUCUACGGAGACACAAUUAGCGGAUGCACUUGAAAGAUCACCUUUUAUUCCACCGAAAUCGACGAUCAAUGAAAGAAUUCCUAACAUUAAUAAUGAAAUGAAUUCUCAAACAUGUCAACCUAUUGUUGAAUAUCCUUUCACUAAAUGUUGUCAAUCGUUAAUGGAAGAAUUUACGCUUUUAUCUUCUCCCUAUCAAAAACUUCACGCGUUAUUCGCCAUUGAAAUGUUAGUUGUCGCCUCACUAUCAUUCGCACCUCCUUUGCCUCACUUGUCAUCAGCUCUAUCAACACCCACUUCGGCCCCUUUAUCGCCCAUGCUCAUUGCUUCUCCGUUACUUACUGCCAUUACUUCCACUCAAGCUGUGACACCUGGAACAGAUUCAAUAGUAAAUGAACUUGAAAGAUUGUUUCGUCAAUCUAGCAUUCGCCCAAAAAAUUUGUUUCGUGAUAUGCAAUUAAUUGCUACUUUUGUGCCUGGCGUGAUUCUUGAUCUUCGUGAUGAAGGGAAAGCUUUCUGGGAUAUGAGCUUAGCGGUUUCUAGUCUAAAGAAAGAGGUAGUGGAAAAGGUGGUUGAACGUGGUAUCAAGGUUAUGGAUGGAGGUAUCGUCAAGCGUGAUACUCUCAUGCGAAUGGAAGCAGAGAAAGAAAAUGAAGAACUAUUCGUAGAAAAUUUCUAUGAGGAAGAUUCGGAAAUGAAAACACAAAUGGAAGCUGUUCGUCUUUUUACUAUUGGAGCUAAAGAAUCUAAUCCUAUUGCACAACGUGAGCUCGCUAUUCUCUAUCUUUCUCUACCGACUCUUCCUCGUUCCUCAUCACCACCGCCUUCACUUUAUUAUCCCACAAACAAUGGAAAAAUAUCGCAUCAGCAUACACAUGUCACUAGUAUUAAUUCGACAAUAUUUGGCAGUUUUAGUGCGCUAUCUACCUCAACCCCCGUUCUCACUUCCUCGUCAUUUUCAACCCAUAACUUUGAUCUUUUCUCUACAACAAAAGACGACAAGCAAAAAUACAAUCCAACAAAUGUUGCAGCAGCAAUACAUUGGUUCCGAUUGGCGGCACAACAAGGUGAAAAAUUCUCGGAACGGUGGCUCAAUCAUCGUGAUGGAAGACAGGUUGGCGAGUUGGCUGGUGCAAAAUUCUUUGUGGGAAGUGAGGAUAGUGAGGAUGGACGCAAUUUGCUCAAUGGCUGA